AUGUCCUCCAAGCACAACAUUUCCCACACCACCGAGAUUGCCGUUCCCAUUGACUUUGUCUGGAAGACACUGUUUGAUCUUCAAGACUGGAAACAGUGGAACAAAUGGACCCUCUUGGCAACCAAAGAUGCGUCUGCCACACCCGCGGAAGGCAUGCCUGGAAUUCUCAAGGCGUGCUAUGAAGGCAACGACAAGGAUUGGCAAACAUUUGACUUUGUGUUUGGCGAGAUCCUUCAUGGUGACGAUAAAAAACAGCAACAGCCCGUUCGACUGUUGACUUGGCGAGGAUCUGUUGCCAGCGGUUGUUUGUUCUCGGGUCAUCACACCAUGCGGUUGGAACGCAUCGACGAUACCACGACCAGACUUAUUCACGCCGAACACUUUGGAGGACUUCUUCCAACGCUUGGUCUUGGAUUGCCUUACAAGACAUUGAAUCGCAAUUAUCGCCUCAUGAAUGAGUCCUUUCAAGCGCACGUGGAGCAAAAGUUCAAAGAACAAGAGAUCUGA
Seminavis robusta is the source of this 507-nucleotide messenger RNA. Lineage: Eukaryota; Bacillariophyta; Bacillariophyceae; Naviculales; Naviculaceae. The record is from the annotation of a GenBank genome assembly.